AUGGAUUCGAAACCCUCAGCUAAUUCUGCAAGCUUUAUCGAUCAGCAAGUGUUUCCUGGGGAUGUGGUGUUGGACCUCUCUAAAAUGACCAAUCAGACAAUCAAGCUUGGCGGCGGCCUCCGUCAGGAUGGUGAUGUGAUAUCUGUUAUGAAAGCAGGAAAGCUGAGGUUUUCUAAACCAAACAAGUAUUGGGUAGAAAGCUCCAAUAAACGAUAUGUCCCAAGCGCCGGGGAUAAUGUACUUGGAAUCGUGGUUGAUGCCAAAGCAGAUAAUUUUCUUGUGGAUAUAAAGGGUCCCACAUUGGCAUUUCUCCCCGUGCUGGCUUUUGAAGGUGGAACCCGAAGGAACAUUCCAAAGUUUGAGAUGGGCACUUUGCUGUAUGUCCGUGUUGUUAAGGCAAACCCUGGCAUGAACCCUGAGUUAUCAUGCAUGGAUGCCACUGGGAAAGCGGCAGAUUACGGCCCCCUAAAAGAAGGGUUCACAUUUGAAUCAUCGACUGGACUAUCAAGAAUGUUGCUGAGUUCUCCAACUUGCCCGGUUCUUGAGACUCUUGGGAAAAAGCUUGCUUUCGAGAUUGCAGUUGGUUUGAACGGCCGCAUUUGGUUGAACGCUACCUCUCCUUCGAUUGUGAUUCUCGUUGCAAAUACAAUCAUGAAAACUGAGUCUUUGAGUCCCGGGCAACAAAAAAUUAAGGUUGAAAGCCUUCUGCAGAGACUGCAAUGA
Messenger RNA from Striga hermonthica, 723 nucleotides. NCBI's taxonomy places the organism in Eukaryota, Viridiplantae, Streptophyta, Magnoliopsida, Lamiales, Orobanchaceae. The record is from the annotation of a GenBank genome assembly.